AGUCUUCUGAGCAAGGCUGGGCAAAAAGUUGUGGAGCCAGAGGUGAACACAGCACUCAGGAGCGGCUCUAAAGAUCGACUCAGUGAGAGCUCCACUCACUCUCUGUCAGGACGAGGGUACUCGUGUGACAGCGAGAGUGACAUCGAUGACAAGGCAUCUGAUGUAGGAUCGGAGAAGCUCUUCUCACCUACUGCACCAAAAGAUCCAGUUACGACAACGAAUGAGAAUCUCGGGUCCAAAACUUGCACAUCGACCAAAGUGUCUGGACUUCAGCGUAGCCAGGAACAGAGUAACGACAUUUCGUUUGUCCUGCCGAUCUCAAGUCCGACUCCUGCAUCGCCCCCUACAGGGUCUCCUGCCCCUGCUGCAGCAGCAGCCCCUCUGCCCAGACCACACCCUAUCUCCCCAAACCCUCUCAGUAUCAAGAAGGAAUCUUUGCCCCCUAUUCCGACCCCUCCCCUCCUGAGGAACCAAUCACAUCCACCGGAGCACAGAGUUCCGCCCCCGUCGUACCACAGCCGGCCAAUCAUCAGUCAUCAUCAUCCUUCUCCAUACAGCAGUCUUCACGACAUCAGCAACUGCAACUUAUCUACUCUUCCACCCAAACACCACCUGCGUUACUCCCCUCAUCAUCUCAGCGGCCUUCCGACUCCUGCUCCUCCUCUGCCUCUCUCCAUAGCAGGACUUUCGAACUCCCACUACUCCCUUCACUCACCCUCUCACCUCUCCAGCCAUUCGGCCAUGUUUGCCACCCCUGCCACACUGCCUCCUCCACCUACUCUACCGACUAACAGCCUGGUGGUGCCAGGACAUCCUGCCGGACCACCCUACCCAGAGCAUGAUCUUCUGCGGCAGGAGUUGAACAACCGCUUCCUGGUUCAGAGCUCAGAGCGAGGUCGGGGGACGGCGCCAGGGGCAACAGGGUCGCCACUGGCCCCUGUGUCGCUCCUCCGGGCCGAGUUUCACCAACAUCAGCAUAUGCACCAACACACGCAUCAGCACACCUUCACGCCCUUCCCCGCCAGUCUGCCCCCUGCAGCCAUCAUUGGGCCCACCGCACCUCCCAUGGUGUGUACCCCAGCCAGAAAUUUUGACAAAUAUGCUCCAAAGCUGGACAAUCCUUUCCUGAGACAUUCAAAUUUAAUUCCCUCCUACCCGCCAACAAUGCCAGGCAUGCCUCCAUUGCUUCCACAUUCAGGGCCCUUCAGUUCGCUGCAAGGUGCCUUCCAGCCAAAGGCCUCAAACCCUAUUGAUGUUGCAGGACGACCGGGAACCGUCCCCCACACACUCUUACAAAAGGACCCAAGGAUAACAGAUCCUUUUAGGACAUCAUUAAGAAAGCCAGGUAAAUGGUGUGCAGUACAUGUUCAGAUCGCCUGGCAGAUCUACCAUCAUCAACAGAAGAUGAAACAGAUGCACUUAGACCCUCAUAAACUGGACAUGAAUGGAAAACUAGAUCUCUUUAGCCGUCCACCAGCCCCUGGUGUGUUCCCUGGGUUCCCCUACCCUCAUGAUCUUGCCAGACCACUCUUUUCAUCAACAGGAUCGGGCCAUCCGGCAGCUUCACCGUAUGGACCGUCUCCUCAUCACACUGGCUUCCUGCCUCCCAGCCAUUUGGCAGGUAAGUAUCCUUUCAGUCGCUCCAGUACCUUUGGCGGCCUCAGCAACCUUUCAAGCAGUGCCUUCGGUGGAUUAGGCAACCCAACCCUUGGGGCCAACAGUGUGUUUGGACCCAAAGAUGGUCCAGGGCUGCCUGGUCUUAGUAGUCCCCAUCACGAUACCUGGCAUCGGCUGCACCGGACUCCACCCUCCUUCCCUACCCCUCCACAGUGGCCUAAAUCUAUGGAUGCAGAAAGAAGCAGCUCUGCAAACAGCCAUGACAGGGACAGAGACCGGGAACGAGAGAAAGAUAAAGAACGAGAUAGAGAGAAAAGAGGCUCUUCUGUUGGAAAAGAAGAGAAAGAUAAGGACAGAGAUUCUGUUGACCGUAAUCGUCAUUCAAACCGCUCCUCUCCAGCUUCUGCUCCAGUUAGCUACCAGAUCAGCAGUCUGAUCCGCUCAAACAGUCAGAACUCCACCGACUCAGGCAGACACCGCAGCAGUAGUGCUGACCGCAACAGAGAACCAGAAAAAGAACUGUUGGACCGCCAACGAGAGGCUGCAAUGUUGGGAGACAUAAAGGUGAAGGAAAGUCGCUCUCCAGGCAAAGAGAUCACAGACAGAAGAUCCUCAGAUGACUCCUGCAAGCCCAUUCAGCGAUCGCCCUCUCCAUACUCAAAAAAUGCCCUUAACGGCGGAAUCAAAAUGGGUUUUCCAACACCGCUACCAAUUAAAGACACUGAAAGGGAUCGGAAGGAAACCAGCUCAGGAGAUCUGCAGCACAAAGUAAAGAACGAUAUGAAGAUCAAAGAAGAACGCAAGGAAGAGCAGGAUGUGGUGGUGGUUGGAUCUGAAGCAGCCCCCAAGCCUCAAAUCCCUCCCCCAUCUCAUCAAACCACACCCAUUGCUCAUCACCACCCUCAACUGCCCCAUCAGCCACAUCCACCUUCUCCUCGCUGUAAUGACCCUCCUGCACCUGCCUCGCUACAUGGAGUCCCCAUGCCACAUUCACUCCCCCUCUCUAUGAGUGCCAUGCACCAAAUGGGUAGCCUAAACAUACUAGAACGCACCCGCAUGGCACCCUUUAUGGGUGUCAGCCCUCUCGCAGCAGGACGUGACCGCAUUCCCCACCCAGCGUUCUCCUGGGAUCCUUUACGAGAGGCAUACCGGAAUCUCGACUUGCAACGGCGCAUGGACUUCCAGCUUCGUUCUGAACCUGGACACCGAUUCCCUGGUGUCUACGAUCCAGAAAGGCCUUACCGGGAUCGAGAGCCUCAUGAAUACUCGCACCACGAACACCUUCUGGAAGUUCGCCGUGAACAGGAGCGACAACGGCAACUAGCAGAGGAAAGGGAACGCUUGCAUUUACGGGAGGAACUGGAUCGGGCGAGGCUUCAUCAACUUCACCAAUCACCCAUUGAAGGACACUUACCUCAUAUGCCCCCAUUUAUGUCGCACCUUGGUGGGAUGCCAUACCCGAGGCUAAGCCCUUCAACAGGACAUAAUGGACUUCUUAAUCGAACACCCCCAACGGCAGCACUAAGUGCCCCUCCACCACUGGUACCCUCUGGCGCUGCCAGACCAGCAUCACCAAGACGGACUACGCCAAUCAACACACAAGACCCUCGGGAGUACUCUCCGUCACGCAACCCCAAAGAAGUAGAGGCGCGGUAACCCAUUAUGAAGGAAAACAUUUUGAGUUUGACACCGGCAACAUGCACUUAUUUUCACACAAUGAUAAAUGAUAAAAGAGAUAUGUGUACUUUGUACAAAGAUUUGUACUUUUGAACAAGCACAUCACCAUUAUUUUUUAUUUUUUGGAGUAAAAGUAAAGCGUUGAUUGUUUCACCUCUUCAUAGCUCCAAAAUUAAAAUGUAAUCAUUAACUACCAACCAGAAAUUUGAUAUUAAUAUAUUAAACCAAUGCCUUUUCAGUUUUCAAUUCUGAAAUUAGUUUGUACAUUUCCUAGUCUUUUUCAUGUACAGACAUUUUUAUGUAUUUGCAUUAAGUUUCAUUGGUUCCCUGCCUUGCAUUUAUCCUAGUGAGCUGCUGGAUAUGGAUGUCUGCAUAUCUGAAUUGUUAUGAACUCACUGUUUGACAGUUGAUUUGCUCUGUGAUACCUGGAGAUACACAGUGCUUACCAUGUACAAAGUUACAUUUUGGAGUUUUUUUGUUUGCUUGAUUUUCUUUUGGAAUAUGCAGACAAAUACUGUAUGUAUUACAAUAUUCUUGUUUGUUUUAUGUUAAGUUUAAAGAUAUUGUAAAUAUCUUGUUGAUAAUACUUGGAAUAAAAUUACAUUGUAAAUUUGUUAGGCUUUUUAAAUGUUUCUAAAAAAACAUUGAAAUAAAAUUUAACCACUUCAUGGUUGAAAACCAUUGUGAUGCAGCUGUCCAGUCAGAUGAGAAGAAUCAAAUAGGGGCAGGGUCAAGGUGAUGCAAUCUAUGCAAAGAGGGUAAAGAGAGUUCUGAUUGGACAGUUAUCAAAAUGGAAAGUUUUAAUGAGUUCUAAAAUGAGGACCUGGAUUAUAAAUUUUUUCAAUGAAGAGCCAAUAAAACAAAAACUAUAAACUUCCGGGUCAUAAAGGAACUGCUUUAGCAGCUUAUCCAUCCACAGAAGAUGGACAUCUGAGAGACAUAUUGUAAUGGUUGGGUGGCAAUAGACUCUUUCUGUCGACCUUGUGGUGUUGUGCAGUUGUUUUUCUUAGACUCUUGUAUACAAAACAAGUAGAGCUUUAGGCGUUAAAAAAAAUUUAAAUGAACAUUCAUGGUUUAAAAAUGUAUGGAAUAAAGGUUGGACCUUAUA
Messenger RNA from Xyrauchen texanus (razorback sucker), 4402 nucleotides. RefSeq names its product fibrosin-like 1 (gene fbrsl1). The record is from RefSeq and is a predicted model, not a curated record. NCBI's taxonomy places the organism in Eukaryota, Metazoa, Chordata, Actinopteri, Cypriniformes, Catostomidae. The transcript is spliced from 17 exons. The coding region runs from base 742 to 3273 and encodes 843 amino acids.